Manis javanica (Malayan pangolin) is the source of this 2908-nucleotide messenger RNA. RefSeq names its product glycoprotein nmb (gene GPNMB). Lineage: Eukaryota; Metazoa; Chordata; Mammalia; Pholidota; Manidae. Gene Ontology annotation, molecular function: integrin binding. The record is from RefSeq and is a predicted model, not a curated record. Gene Ontology annotation, cellular component: plasma membrane. Gene Ontology annotation, biological process: cell adhesion.
CUGAAUUAAAUUACAGUAAGGAGCAGGGUGCAGUAGAGGCCAGAGAAGGACUGUUGUCCUUAGUGGAUGGAGCCAGAGGAGUUACAAGUUGAACCUUGAGUGCCUGGGUCUGAGAGACUCCAGCAUGAAACGUCUAUGCUGUUUCCUAGGAUUUCUGCUUCUGGUUACAAGACUGCCACUGGAUACUGCUAAACAAUUUCACGAUAUGCUGAGCAAUGAAAGAACUGAUUAUAUGAGGGAGCAUAACCAAUUAAAUGGUUGGUCUUCAGAUGAAAAUGACUGGAAUGAAAAACUCUAUCCAGUGUGGAAGAGGGGAGACUCAAGGUGGAAAAACUCCUGGAAAGGAGGCCAUGUGCAGGCGGUUCUGACCAGUGAUUCACCAGCAUUGGUGGGCUCAACUAUAACGUUCGUGGUGAACUUGGUAUUCCCCAGAUGCCAAAAGGAAGAUGCCGACGGCAACAUAGUCUAUGAGAGGAACUGCAGAAAUGAUACUGUUCCUUCUCCUGAGCUGUAUGUUUACAACUGGACAGAGGACGGUGACUGGGGGAACAGCCCCAGCCGAGACCAUCGUGAUGUGUUCCCUGAUGGAAAGCCUUUCCCUCACAGCCCAGGAUGGAAGAAAUGGAACUUUGUCUACAUCUUUCACACACUUGGUCAGUAUUUCCAGAAAUUGGGACGGUGUUCAGCGAGAGUUUCUGUAGAUACAGCCAAUGUGACUCUUGGCCCUCAACUCAUGGAAGUAACUGUCUAUAGAAGACAGAAACGGGCCUAUGUUCCCAUUGCAAGAGUGGAAGACAUGUAUGUGGUAACAGAUCAGAUUCUUCUAUUUGUGACUAUGUCCCAGAAGAAUGAUCGAAAUUCAUCUGAUGAAAUCUUCCUCAAGGACAUCCCCAUUAUAUUUAAUGUCCUGAUUCAUGAUCCCAGUCACUUCCUCAAUCAGUCUGCCAUUUACUACAAGUGGAACUUCGGGGAUAAUACUGGCCUCUUAGUUUCCAACAAGCCCACUUUGAAUCACACAUAUGUGCUCAAUGGAACCUUCAGCCUUAACCUUACUGUGCAAGCUGUGGUGCCUGGACCCUGUGCUUUGCCUACACCCAGUCCUCCAAAUGCCACCCUUCCUUUACUACCUGCUGCUGAUACUGCCCUGGAGCUGAGGGAUGUUCUCGAUGAAAACUGCCAGAUUAACAGAUAUGGUUACUUUAAAGCCACCAUCACAAUUGUAGAGGGAAUUCCAGAGGUUAACAUCAUCCAGGUGAGAGAUGUUCUGGUGCCCGUGCCACAGCCUGGAGACUCCCUGAUGGAUUUUGUCAUCACCUGCCAAGGGAUCACUCCCACGGAGGUCUGUACUGUAAUCUCCGACCCCACCUGCCGGAUCACCCAGAAUACAGUGUGCGACCCCAUGGACGUGGACUUCGGUGACAUGUGCUUCCUGACCGUGAGGAGGGCCUUUGGCGGGUCUGGGACAUACUGUGUGAACCUCACACUGGGUGAUGGAACAAGUCUGGCUCUCACGAGCACCCUUGUCUCUGUUUCUGGCAGAGACCCAGCCUCCCUUUUACGAGUGGCAUAUGGUGCCCUGGCCUCCACUGGCUGCCUGACCGUGUUUGUCACUGUGAUUGCCCUUUUGGUGUACAGAAAACACAAGGAAUACAAACCAAUAGAAAACAGAACUGGGAUCAUGGACAAAGGCAAAAAAAGCCCGAGUGUUUUCUUCGACCACACAAAGGCCACGUCCUUCCUGGGAAACCAGGAAAAAAAUCCACUGCUCAAGGACCAACCAGGAAUUCUUUAGAUCUUCAGCCUUAUUUCUGACCAACAAUUUCAGUGCCCUUUGUGUAAGCUGUGCUGGAGUUGGUGACUAUUAACUUUUUUCCUUAAAGAUUGUGGUAAAAUGUAAAUUGUGGUUUAGGGAAGUCCAAUCUUCUUUAGUAGGUUAAAAGACAUUUUAGAGAAGUGGAGAGGAAUUAUACUGCAUGCAGCCUCAGCCAUGUUAUAUAAUUGAUAAACUCAGUUAGUAGUGCUUUUUCUCAGUAUGAUUUAUGUUUUGCUUAUUAUGUCUUAGGUGAUUAGUAGGCUAGACAUACUGUGUCCAAAGAGUAGGAAGAGGGUAUUACUCAUUAGAGUCUAGCCAAGGUUACCUGGAAGGAGAAGCUGACACUAUCUAGCUUUCCAUAUGACCAUACACUUAAAACUAAUGUAUUCCUGUCCUUAAACUUGAGUUCCAAGUUACUUGAUCCUAUUCGAUGAACAUGCAUGAGCUCCUGAAAAACAGUAACAGGCCAAGCCUUUAGUAUGAUGUGCAUGCCUGUUACACUGAAAAAGAAAAUUUAAAAAACUAACAAACUAGUGUGAAUAUUUUCAUGAUAACCUGCCCUGCCAGGCUGUGCAAGGAAUGGUACUCGUUCAUUUAUCCCAUGGACAUUUGUUUAGCACUUUCUGUGUAGCAGGCAUGUUGCUAGGUACACAGCCCUAAACUCAGAAUGUUGGCACUCUUGUGUAUGUAUCUGAAUUUCUGUACACUCUGGUGCACAUAUUUGAAAUUAGAUAUUAUGAUUUUCCAAAGGAGGCCCCUGGUUUUUCUACUCAUUUCUCCAUUUAAAUGAUAGCGAAACUUGAUCAGUAAGGGUUUUACCUCCAUUUGUAAGUAAAACUACCAUAUAUCAGACAUGACAUUCUUUUUCUCUGGUUCCUGAAAAAUAAAAAUGUGAAAAAAGACAUGAUCUUGGAACUGUAAUUAUUUUUCUAAUUUCUUGCUUGCCUUUCAAACUCAUUUAUAAUUUGACCCAUAAAAAAUGGUUUAAUGCUGUGUAAUGGGGCACUGAUAAUUUCCUAGCAUUUUAUAGUUUUAAAUAUAUGUAACAGUAUGUGAAAUUUCAAUAAAUUUAAUAAAUAAAUGUUUAUAAUCAGA